GUUUAUCCCCAACAUUAUCCCCAUUCUGUUUCCUCAGCAACCUCUUCUCACUCUUUCAUAGCUACGUCUUUCUUCCCGUCUUUGAGCCUUAAUUUCAUGACCAGAAAAUGAAUUUAACCCAUACUAAACUCCAACCAUUUCCUCACUCUCCUCCUCUCACUCAUCCUACGUUUCUCUUUUCAAGCAGAAGUCUUCUUCCAUUCCCAAGAAAUUUGAAACCUGCCCACGUUCGUCCUUCGUUUCUGUAUAAAAAGCAUACUCUUUUACGUUAUGGUUGUUUCGGAGUUAGCAGGAGUAGAACCAGGAGCUCCAUAAGUGAAGUUGAAGAGGAGCAAAAACAGAAGCCAGUGCUUGUGAAAAGGGCAUAUCCGUUUGAUGAAAUUGAGCCCAAAUGGCAGCGUUAUUGGGAACAAAAUCGAACCUUUCGUACACCUAAUGAUGUUGAUACUUCUAAACCUAAAUUUUAUGUCCUUGACAUGUUCCCUUAUCCCAGUGGAGCUGGAUUGCAUGUUGGGCACCCACUGGGAUAUACGGCCACAGACAUUCUUGCUAGGUUCAAACGAAUGCAAGGUUACAAUGUGUUGCAUCCAAUGGGAUGGGAUGCUUUUGGAUUGCCUGCUGAGCAAUAUGCAAUUGAGACUGGAACUCACCCAAAGCUCACAACAUUGAGGAACAUUAAUCGCUUCCGCUCCCAGCUUAAAUCAUUGGGUUUCUCAUAUGACUGGGACCGUGAAAUAUCCACCAUAGAACCUGAGUACUAUAAAUGGACCCAGUGGAUCUUUCUUCAAUUGUUAAAGAGAGGAUUGGCCUACCAGGCUGAAGUACCGGUUAAUUGGUGUCCAGCUCUUGGUACUGUUCUUGCAAAUGAGGAGGUCGUGGAUGGUGUCAGUGAGCGUGGGGGUCAUCCUGUUAUCAGAAAGCCAAUGCGGCAAUGGAUGCUGAAGAUUACUGCUUAUGCCGAUCGUCUUCUUGAAGAUUUAGAUGAACUUGACUGGCCUGAAAGUAUCAAAGAAAUGCAAAGGAACUGGAUUGGGAGGUCAGAGGGUGCUGAAGUUGAAUUUUGUGUUCUUGACAGUGAUGGAAUGGAAACAGACAUGAAAAUUACAGUCUAUACUACCAGGCCUGAUACCAUAUUUGGUGCAACGUAUUUAGUCGUGGCACCGGAGUAUACCCUUUUGUCAUCAAUAGUAUCUACAGAGCAGAGGGAAAGUGUGGAGGGAUAUCAAGACAUUGCCUCUAGAAAGAGUGAUCUUGAAAGGACUGAACUUCAGAAGGAGAAAACAGGAGUCUUUAGUGGUUGCUAUGCCAAAAAUCCGACAAGUGGGGAACCAAUUCCAAUAUGGGUUGCAGAUUAUGUGUUGGGGAGUUACGGAACUGGAGCAAUUAUGGCUGUCCCUGCACAUGAUGCUCGUGACCAUGAGUUUGCCUCAAAGUUUAAUAUUCCAAUCAAAUGGGUUGUGACACCCAAUAAUGGAAGUUGUGUUGAAUCUGGGAAGGCUUAUUCAGGAGAAGGCAUCAUUGUUAAUUCUUCAAAUUUGAAGGUGGGCCUUGACAUCAAUGGCUUGUCAAGCAAAGAAGCAGCUUACAAAGUUAUUGAGUGGGCAGAGAAAGUUGGGAAGGGGAAGAAAAAGGUGAACUACAAGUUGAGGGACUGGCUUUUUGCUCGGCAACGAUAUUGGGGGGAACCUAUCCCAGUCAUCUUCUUAGAAGAUAGUGGUGAGAGCCUUCCAGUUCUUGAAUCUGAACUGCCCCUUACCCUUCCUGAAUUGGAUGAUUUUACUCCAAGUGGAACAGGGGAACCACCACUGUCCAAAGCUGUGUCUUGGAUCAAAACCAUAGAUCCUUCAUCUGGGAAACCUGCCACGAGAGAAACAAACACGAUGCCACAAUGGGCUGGCUCUUGCUGGUACUAUUUGAGAUUUAUGGACCCCAAAAACUCCAAUGAAUUAGUUGAUAAGGCAAAAGAAAAGUAUUGGAGCCCAGUUGAUGUCUAUGUUGGUGGUGCUGAGCAUGCUGUUCUCCAUUUACUUUAUUCAAGGUUCUGGCACAAGGUUCUAUAUGACAUUGGUGUUGUAUCAACCAAAGAGCCUUUCAAAUGUGUCAUAAACCAGGGGAUUAUUCUUGGGGAAGUUCAAUAUACGGCUUGCAAAGACACAGAUGGAAACUAUAUAUCUGCAGACUCUGCUGAUGACUUAGGUGAAUACCUUCAAGAAAUCAUUCCAGAGGAAAGAGUUGUGAAGUCUGGGGAGUUUUUUGUGUUGAAAGACAACCCAAACAUUCGUUUGAUUGCACGUGCUCAUAAAAUGAGUAAAAGUAGGGGAAAUGUUGUCAAUCCUGAUGAUGUCGUUUCUGAAUAUGGUGCAGAUUCUCUUCGAUUAUAUGAAAUGUUCAUGGGACCAUUUCGAGACUCAAAAACAUGGAAUACUAGUGGCAUUGAAGGGGUCCAUCGAUUUUUGGGACGAACUUGGAGGCUGAUCGUUGGCUCACCCUUACAUCAUGGUGCAUUCAGGGAUGGAACAUUGGUUACUGAUGAGGAACCUACUACGGAACAGCUUCGCGCUCUCCAUAAAUGCAUAGCUAAGGUGACAGAGGAAAUCGAAGGGACAAGGUUCAACACUGGAAUUUCUGCAAUGAUGGAGUUCAUUAAUGCAGCAUAUAAGUGGGAUAAGCAGCCAAAAGCAAUUAUUGAAGCAUUUGUCUUGUUGCUUUCACCUUAUGCACCUCACAUGGCUGAGGAGCUUUGGUCUCGCCUUGGUCAUCCAGAUUCAAUAGCAUACAAGGCCUUCCCUAAGGCUGAUCCUGCAUACUUGAAGGAAUCAACCGUCGUACUACCUGUCCAGAUAAAUGGCAAGACUAGAGGUACAAUUCAGGUCGAAAAAGGAUGUUCAGAGGAGGAUGCAUUUACAUUAGCUUCACAAGACGAGAAACUCUCAAAAUAUCUCAAUGGGAAACCGAUCAAAAAGAGAAUCUUUGUUCCUGGAAAGAUCUUAAACGUUAUAUUGGAUCGUCAAAACGUCAAGGCAGGAAGCAUCCAAUAAUUUUCGUGCACCGGCAUUUAUAUAUGUGCCCCACAUUUUUAAAUGCAGAGAUCCCAAACAGUUUUGAGUACAGCAUCCUUGCAUCCACGUUGCAAAUGCAAACUAGUGCAUAUAUUAAAGAGUACAGGAACAAGACAGCUCCCUACAGGAUUGGUCUUUGGAUCUUUGGCUUUAGGGUUUAGGCAUCCGUUAAAUUGGAAUUACAUGUUUAUAUAUAGAUAGAUGAUACUUGUUGUAACAUUUUAAAGCCAAUAUAUAAAUCUCUCAUGAUCUUGGUGUGCAAAA
Gossypium raimondii (Peruvian cotton) is the source of this 3323-nucleotide messenger RNA. Its product is annotated as leucine--tRNA ligase, chloroplastic/mitochondrial. The record is from RefSeq and is a predicted model, not a curated record. Gene Ontology annotation, molecular function: aminoacyl-tRNA deacylase activity; leucine-tRNA ligase activity; ATP binding. The transcript is spliced from 21 exons. The coding region runs from base 108 to 3038 and encodes 976 amino acids. Gene Ontology annotation, cellular component: cytosol. Lineage: Eukaryota; Viridiplantae; Streptophyta; Magnoliopsida; Malvales; Malvaceae. Gene Ontology annotation, biological process: leucyl-tRNA aminoacylation.